Molecule: messenger RNA, 1438 nt
Organism: Erigeron canadensis
Lineage: Eukaryota; Viridiplantae; Streptophyta; Magnoliopsida; Asterales; Asteraceae
Product: equilibrative nucleotide transporter 3-like
Exons: 9
Coding region: 1-1257 (418 amino acids)
Biological process (GO): nucleoside transmembrane transport
Cellular component (GO): plasma membrane
Molecular function (GO): nucleoside transmembrane transporter activity
Source: RefSeq, a predicted model, not a curated record
AUGGAAGUCGGACUAGCGGCAGAUGGGAAUUCCACUAGGCUUGAGGGGAAGUAUAAGGCAAUGUUGGUAUGCUGGCUUCUUGGAAUUGGGUGUUUGUUUUCUUGGAAUAGUAUGUUGACUAUAGAAGAUUACUACGUUAAUUUGUUUCCGAAAUACCACCCUUCGAGAGUUCUCACACUUGUAUAUCAGCCAUUCGCCUUUAUUACACUUGCGGUACUUACAUACCAUGAAGCAAAAGUAAACACUAGAAAGCGCAACUUGUUCGGAUACAUUCUUUUCUUUUUAAGUACUCUUGCUGUUCUAGUGUUGGAUUUAGCCACUUCGGGCAAAGGAGGUAUAGGACCUUUUAUCGGGGUGUGUGCAAUAAGUGCUGCAUUUGGCUUAGCCGAUGCACACGCACAAGGUGGAAUGGUUGGAGACCUGUCGUACAUGCAACCGGAGUUCAUCCAAUCAUUUCUAGCCGGUCUUGCUGCAUCAGGCGCUAUUACCUCCGGUUUAAGAAUGUUAACGAAAGGCGUGUUUGAUAGCUCGCAGAAUGGUCUACGUAAGGGAGCUAUUUUGUUUUUCGCGAUAUGCACAAUCUUUGAGUUGCUGUGUGUUGUCCUUUAUGCCUUCGUUUUCCCAAAGCUUCCAGUUGUGAAAUACUACCGCUCAAAAGCAGCUUCUGAAGGGUCUAAAACAGUUUCAGCGGAUCUUGCAGCUGGUGGCAUUCACUCGCAUUCUGAAAAGGCUGGAUCUAACUCUAAAACCGCAGAAAGAUUGACGAACAUGCAAUUGCUAACAGAAAAUAUAGAUUAUGCCUUGGAUAUGUUUCUAAUAUACCUUUUGACAUUGUCUAUAUUUCCCGGGUUCUUAUCUGAAGACACCGGUGCACAUAGCUUGGGUUCAUGGUAUGCGAUUGUUUUAAUUGCUAUGUACAAUGUGUGGGAUCUUGUGGGAAGAAAUGUGCCGCUACUUAAAUGUGUAAAAUUGGAAUCACGGAAAGGAAUGAUGUUUGCUGUUCUUGCAAGAUUUUUGCUCAUCCCGGCGUUCUAUUUCACGGCUAAGUAUGCUGAUCAAGGUUGGAUGAUAUUUUUGACAUCCUUUUUGGGGUUAUCUAACGGUUACCUUACCGUUUGUGUGCUUACUUCUGCUCCAAAAGGCUACAAGGGACCAGAACAAAACGCACUAGGGAAUAUACUUGUAUUGUUUCUGUUAGGAGGUAUUUUUGCUGGGGUAACCUCUGACUGGUUAUGGCUAAUUGGCAAAGGUUGGUGAGUAGUUUAGCACUAUGUAAUUUUCGUGUCUAAGUUAGUGGUAUCUUCUUUGUUAGUCGAAUGCAAAAACAUGAAAUAGUAAGUAAAUAGUAUACUUGAAUUUUCUUUGCAUUUCUAUUUCUGUUUUUAUAACCACCAAUUGUCAAAAAGGUUAGUGACGUUAAUCACGUUAUCUUUCUGGU